Messenger RNA from Pestalotiopsis fici W106-1, 2685 nucleotides. RefSeq lists its product as uncharacterized. Gene Ontology annotation, cellular component: cytosol; nucleus. Gene Ontology annotation, biological process: protein deubiquitination. The record is from RefSeq and is a predicted model, not a curated record. Lineage: Eukaryota; Fungi; Ascomycota; Sordariomycetes; Amphisphaeriales; Sporocadaceae. The transcript is spliced from 5 exons. Bases 1 to 2685 code for a protein of 894 amino acids.
AUGGCGUGGAAUCAAGAGCCCGCCGAGGAUGACAUUCACACUCUGCUUGACUUAAGUGGCCACUGUUUUACCCGCAACGAGGCCAUUGCUCGCCUCAAAAACAAUGGGCUUGACAUCACUCGUGCUAUGAACGAAUUCUUCGAUGAUACGACUAGUGGCUCCAAAUACAAGAAUGAAUGGGACGAAAAUGUCUGGACCGCCGACCGUGAAGGUCCUCAGAAUACCGCCGGCGUCCAGUUCAACGUCCAAGGCCCUGAUGUCACCAGCAGCCAUUUCGACAUCAGCAGCGGUGCUCCCACUCGACCUCCCUCACGAGCCAAUAAUCGCUCGCCCAUGGGAGCACCAACUACCCAAGCCGAUGAAGAUGCUGACCUACAACGGGCACUCGCCGAGUCCGCCGCCGAAUCGGGCCUCCCACCCCAAGAGUCCGGCAUUAUUGGCAGCGAUGUCAAUGAAAAGAAAUUUGGCCCUGCCACUCGAACCGAAUAUGAGCAGGACCAGUGGGCAAUGGUGCCAACAAAACUCGCGGCCUUGACUCAACAGACACCGGAGAUCCCCCCUUCGAAUCGAAAGCGUACCGAUGCAGCUCCUGCCUUCCUUCAGACAAGCCAAGAUCACCGUCUGGGAGCACUCGUCACGAUUCUAGCAAACAUACCGCUAGCGAGGAAUGCCCUCCUAUCCUGUGGAGACCUGGCUAGAACUUAUGGUUAUGAUAAUCAAUGGUGGCAGAGCAAACACGAUCUUCCGCAAGGCCAUCCCAAUUUUCACGAUGAGCUACAUCGCCUGGUGGCUUUCCUUGACGGCACCGACCGUGCCUACGGCUCAGUCGAUAGUCUGGCUUCUACCAUUGCUUUAGAAUCAGAUCCUGAUUCUCCUUGGGCUGUUUUCGACGCUGAAGAGGGAUUCCUUAAUGUCCUUAAGCAAGACUUUGAGGUUUCCGGAAAUCCGGCCAUCAAGCCGCUCGUGAGCCAUGCCGCUACAGUACGCCUAGGGCACUCGGAUGAUGACGAGGGGUUUGAGAUUGUCAAUCUGAGUCUUCUGACAAUCCCUCUGGUCGAAAGCCAGAGCCAGAUGAUCAAUAAUAUUUACAAUGCCCUUGAUACCGUUUUCUGGAACGAGGCAACGACAACAUCCGGCUUCCCUCAGUCAGGUUCGGCCACAUCAUUCUUCACGGAGGCUGGAGACAUUUUUGCCAUUAGAAUUGGCGGCGAUGGUCUCUGCAAGCCUUGCGACAUCCCGCUAACCCUCUAUCUCGACCGCUACAUGGAAAGCCGGAGGCAAGAUGCCUUGAUCAUCCAGAGACACAUCAACGUACAUCAAUUCGGCCUCAUGAAGCUUAAGAGCUUGGAGGAAACGACUCAGACCUACGAUGUCACUGGACUCAAUGACCAGAAGCAAGUGAAUUGGCUUCAGGUUCAGUCUAGCCGCCGUCAAUCUUUGGAACACGCCAUCAUCAUGCUCAACUCUCAUUUGACUCAGCAACGACAAAGGGCCCAGAUGCGCUCCACGGAUCAAAAGUGUCAAGGGGGCGAAAAGAUCACUGAUGAUUACCAAAUCACCAUAUGCAGUGAAGAGACUCCAUGUGAACUCACUGAAGCAGAGCAAGAGAAUGAGGAGAACCUGAAGGCUGCAAUUGCAACGGCCCGAGAGGAACUUACCAAGCUCGACGCCGAAUUGGAGUAUGCCAAGGACUGCAUUCGGUUCAUCGAGGACGGACUUGAACAUCUCUCGCUGAAGCUUACAGUUCGGGAAGACGAAGCUUCGCCGGGCUUUGUGGAAAAAUACAUCCACAUACGUGAUCCCAAGGGUGUCGAACCUGAUAUUUACGAGCCGAAUGAGUGGAAUCCAACCCACAAGUACCUGCUAUCGGGUGUUGCUACGACUAAUGAGAUUACCUAUGUUUGCACACGAAGAGCGCCCAACCUGAUCGAGACAAGCGACCAGGUUGAGCCACGCGAGCAGUGGUGGAGACUCGUCUAUGCCGCACACGAGAAGAACCCCAUUUCUGUAGAGAAAUCGGAUGCCGAAUCUGUGUUGAUUGCUGCUGGAAGCGAAUCGAAAUAUCCAAUAAUGGUUUAUGCUUCUGAGACUGCUCUGGAGGCUGAACCCAUCCAGCUGUCAGAAGCCUUACGUACAUUUGUGCGUGCCGACAACAAGGUCUUCCAGAAAGAGCUGUCAAGUGAGCAGACUCGAACGGGCGCGCAGCAGCCUGAACCCGAUGCGCCUUUGCGUCUGACUGCACAAACUAUUGAGGCGAUCCCUGAAGCUGAGGAGAGGUGGGGUGCCAAGGGGAAGCGAAAACUUAGUGUUGGAUCCUCCAAUGCCACCAUCGACUCUGGAGACAGCCGUGAUGUCAAUAUGGCUUUCUCUGGCGCUAUUCCACCGGAAAGACUGAAUGAGCAUUAUGGAGAGCUCGGCAGCCCUGCCGCGCAACAGCCCGCUAGAAUGGGGGGCCUGGUCGAGUCUUUGGAGAAGUGCCAGACGUCCGAGCCCCAUAGAGACCAGGAGAUGGAAGGGGUGAAUGACGAUAUGGGCAAGUCUCCGGAGAUGCAGGAGCGAGUCGGCUCGCACUCUCCUUUCAUGAUGCGCCGCCCAGUGGAAAAGGCUUCCCAGGCAGCUUCGAAUUCUACCGAGGCCGUGGACAUGGACAAGAUGGAAGUCGAGGUCGAGCACCAUGAGGGCUAG